Molecule: messenger RNA, 867 nt
Organism: Colletotrichum navitas
Lineage: Eukaryota; Fungi; Ascomycota; Sordariomycetes; Glomerellales; Glomerellaceae
Exons: 2
Coding region: 110-643 (177 amino acids)
Source: RefSeq, a predicted model, not a curated record
UGCUUUUGCAUGAGAAACGGGUGUGCUCAGGUCCUCACCGUAGCUGGGUAGUAUCCGUGAUACCCCCCAGCAUCAAUCACUACGUGUCGCCGUACCUGCCUACCUACCUAUGUACCUCCGUACUCCGUACCUCGCCUUACACAAAGACCCCAGUUCCAGUUCCAGCCCCAACAGCGUGUCCCCCGUACUCGGUGCGUCCCUCCCCCCCCCAUUGAUUGCUGAGGUGCUGCUGUGCUGUCCCUGCUCCUCCUCUUCAUCCUUCCACUCGCUCGCUCCUCUCCUCUCCCCUCCCCACUCCACCACCCCCCGACUCGCCUUUCGCAGCACCCCCGUCACUUUCUCCCCGAGAGGACAUUCCCAUCCUGCCUCGUCUUCUCUUCACGUCGUGUCUGCCUCAUCCGUUUUUUUCCCACCUCAACCAUCACUUCGCACACUCAUUGCGAGCUCCUUUCCCUUUCACCUCGCUCGUCUAGCCGACAAACCACAAUCCUCUCUCCCUCCCCUAUCACAUCCGAAUCCAAUCCCUCUUCGAUCAAUCAGACACCCAAAACAUCUACCUUCCUUGAAAUCAGCUACGUCCACAAAAUCAAAAAGACCAAUAGCCAAAACUACAUCCCAGUUCUCCACUGUCAUUAGUCCGUAACGGCAUACGUCAAUACGUGCCACAUCAUCCCACAAAGCCUAUCGACGCCUACGCCGAACCACCUGCUAUCCGACGCGGCCAAUCCUGCCUAUCCCUCCUCCAUCAACAGCCGAAGCACUUGACGUGCAAUACAAUCAAAAAGGAGCCAAUUCUUCAUCUGCUUGACUGCCCGCCAUGGAGCAGCAGCAGCAACAACAGCCGCAGCAGCCGCAGCAAUCGCAGCA